AUGGCCAAGCGCUCACGAGAGGACUUUGAGCCUUCAUCCCCAGCUUCUGGGAAUCUAGGAGAGCCUGCAGCUCAUUCUCUACCCGUCGCUUCUCACAACGCAACAGCACAAGCAUCCUCGCCCAAGAUUGUCCAGCUGGAUUCUGGAGGCGGUGAAGCACAUCCAGCGAUUGAAAUGCGAUGCUCUCUCCCACCACACCGACAAACGCUCUCGUUUUCGUCUUAUGAGGAAUAUGAAACCCAUUACAACAAGUCCCACGUCCAUCGCUGUUUAGAAUGCAGGAAGAACUUUCCCACCGAGCAUUUCUUAAAUCUCCAUAUCGAGGAAAAUCACGAUGCAUUAGUCAGUGUUAGAAAGGAAAGGGGAGAAAAGACUUAUUCAUGCUUUGUUGAAGACUGCGAGAAGAAGUGUUCCAACCCACAAAAGAGACGGAUGCACCUGAUCGACAAACACCUUUUCCCCAAGGACUACGAUUUCUAUGUAGUAAACGAUGGCAUCGACCAUAGAACUUCUAUGCUAAGAAUAGGGAGACAUCGCAAAAGGAGCUCAGCCGCCCAGCACCUGGCGGAAAUCGAAGAAAGAGCAAGACGACGCAGCUCCACACUGGAAACAGUCGCUGGGACGGAUAGGCAAGAGUCUAGCGAUGAUGCAGCAGAAGCUCCCGCAGAAAACAAAAUUUUGACGCCUCGGGACGUCAAUGUGGAUAUAGAAGGUUUAACAGGGGCCAUGUCUGCACUUAAAUUCGUGCCGCCGAGUGUGAGAUUUGGUAGGGGG
Molecule: messenger RNA, 774 nt
Organism: Amorphotheca resinae ATCC 22711
Lineage: Eukaryota; Fungi; Ascomycota; Leotiomycetes; Helotiales; Amorphothecaceae
Exons: 2
Source: RefSeq, a predicted model, not a curated record